AUGACAUCUGUGUGCUUGUCAGCACUUUUGCUUACAACUGCUACACAUGCUGAAAAGAAAGCUUCCGCAGCUGCUUCAGAAAAAGUGCCACUCGAAAAGAAAUUAGAUAAACGUGGUUUGCUCAAUUUAGGUUAUGGAUAUGGAAUUAAUGGAUUAGAUGUAGGAUAUUUAGGAAAGUCAGAUCAUUUCGCUCCAUCUCUUGGGCCAUAUGGCGGAUACGGUGCAUAUGCUCAUGCAGCUCCUGCUUACGGAUAUGGACCAUAUGUUGCUGAUGUUACAAAAACAGUUACAUUAGUAAAGGGUGUUCCUGUGCCUGUUGAAAAGCCUGUUCCUUAUCCAGUAACAGUUGAAAAACAUGUACCUUAUCCUGUAAAAGUUGCGGUCCCCCAACCUUAUGAAGUGAUUAAACACGUUCCUGUAAUCCAUAAAGAAUACGUCAAAGUCCCUGUUCAUGUUCCCGCUCCUUAUCCAGUUGAAAAGAAAGUCCCUUAUCCCGUACAUGUUCCCGUUGAUCGUCCAUAUCCCGUCAAAGUUUUAGUGCCUGAACCUUAUCCAGUUGAAAAGCCUGUUGCUGUUCCCGUCAAAGUACCUGCCCCAUAUCCAGUUGAAGUUAUUAAGCACGUUGGUGUUCCUGUAAAAGUGCCUGUUCCUCAGCCUUAUCCCGUUGAGGUUAUCAAAAACGUUCCCGUACCUGUCAAAGUACCUGUUGACCGUCCAUAUCCUGUGCAUGUUCCUGCUCCUUAUCCCGUUCAUGUUGAAAAACCAUAUCCAGUUGUUGUUGAAAAGCCUGCGCCUUACCCAGUUUCUGUUCCUGUUGAUAGACCUAUCCCCGUGCCUGUCGAGAAACCCGUUGCUGUUCCCGUCAAAGUGCCUGUUCCGCAACCUUAUAUUGUAGAGAAACCUGUUGCAGUUGAAAAACCUGUUGCUGUUCCCGUUGCUGUUGAAAAACACGUUCAUGUUGGUGCCCCGCAUUAUUCAGCUCCCGUUUAUGCUUCUCAUGGAUAUGGGCAUGGCGGACAUUACGCAAGCUUCAGUAGCUUAGGACAUGGAUAUAGUUAUCAUCAUUAA
Molecule: messenger RNA, 1068 nt
Organism: Culicoides brevitarsis
Lineage: Eukaryota; Metazoa; Arthropoda; Insecta; Diptera; Ceratopogonidae
Product: tetra-peptide repeat homeobox protein 1-like
Exons: 8
Coding region: 1-1068 (355 amino acids)
Source: RefSeq, a predicted model, not a curated record